CUCAUAAGCUUUGUUUUUUUUCUUGUUCUCUUGAAACUACAGCAUCUAUAAUAUAUCAUCGUCUCACUCUUCAACUCACCUAAAGAAAACACUUUUCUCUUCUUUCUCUUGUUUAACUUUUUACUCUUUUACUCUGAAGAACCUUGCUUACUUUACCUCAACUUUUCAAAUAGUUUUAACAUAUACAUUAGUGCUGUAGCUAAAGAACUACUGCUAUUUCUGUACAAGUUGGAAGUUUAAGAGAUCAUGAGUGCUACAAAGUUCAUCAAAUGUGUUACAGUUGGAGAUGGAGCUGUUGGAAAAACCUGUAUGCUUAUUUGUUACACUAGCAACAAGUUCCCAACUGAUUAUAUACCAACAGUGUUUGACAAUUUCAGUGCUAAUGUGGUUGUGGAUGGGAGCAUUGUUAACUUGGGUUUAUGGGAUACUGCAGGUCAGGAGGAUUAUAGCAGGUUAAGGCCACUGAGUUACCGAGGUGCAGACAUAUUUGUCUUAGCUUUCUCGCUAAUUAGCAGAGCAAGCUACGAAAAUGUUCUCAAGAAGUGGAUGCCAGAGUUGCGUAGAUUUGCCCCAAAUGUUCCAAUUGUUCUGGUUGGGACAAAGCUAGAUCUUCGGGAGGAUAGAGCAUAUCUUGCUGAUCAAAUGGGGUCGAAUAUUAUAACAUCUGCUCAGGGAGAGGAACUGAGGAAACAAAUUGGUGCAGCAGCAUAUAUUGAAUGCAGCUCCAAGACUCAGCAGAAUGUCAAAUCUGCUUUUGAUACGGCAAUCAAGGUUGUUCUUCAACCCCCAAGGAGGAAGGAGGUGGUAAGGAAGAAAAGGCACCGAAGGUCUGGCUGCUCAAUUGCGAGUUUGGUCUGUGGAGGAUGUGAUGCGUAAUUAGGAGAUAGUGGUUGGGGAUUGCUAGUUCUUGAUGAAGAUCAUUUUGGUGUUUGACAAUUACUGCUUCCUGACAGGAAAUUUCAUACUAUGCUUUAAUGUUUUGGGGGACUCAAUGGCAUGUAGUGGACCAAGAAACUGACUGGAAGAGGGACAGAGGGAAUUGUUCAUUCUCUCAUGUAUUAUCAGUAUUACUUUCUAAACUGUAUUUUUGUGGUUUCUGCAGAAAUAUAACUCGCUAUAAAGUAUGAAUUAAAAAUAUGUUGUUAAAGUCCUUGUCCACCUCUCAUUUUUUGACCCUUUACUUAGAAUAUCUCAUGUUCCCUAUUUGUUGAGUUACUCUCAUGGUUCCUUGCUGUUUGUGUCAAUAUUGGGGCUGUCUUGUCAAUUGUCAUGGUUCAUCAUCUUGUUUGUGAUGAAAACUAUUACUUGAACUGGGUUUUCUUAUAUACCCUGAAAAAUAGGUAUUAUUUCAAGUUGCAUUACCCCAUGUGAAGAAGAGGAAAAGAGAAAGAAGGAAAAAGGUUAUGGUGCAUCAACUUUAUCUCAGAUUGUUGUUGGA
Molecule: messenger RNA, 1438 nt
Organism: Durio zibethinus
Lineage: Eukaryota; Viridiplantae; Streptophyta; Magnoliopsida; Malvales; Malvaceae
Gene: ROP9
Product: RHO-related protein from plants 9
Biological process (GO): small GTPase-mediated signal transduction
Molecular function (GO): GTPase activity; GTP binding
Source: RefSeq, a predicted model, not a curated record